Anguilla anguilla (European eel) is the source of this 3934-nucleotide messenger RNA. RefSeq names its product KAT8 regulatory NSL complex subunit 3 (gene kansl3). The record is from RefSeq and is a predicted model, not a curated record. Bases 274 to 2889 code for a protein of 871 amino acids. Lineage: Eukaryota; Metazoa; Chordata; Actinopteri; Anguilliformes; Anguillidae. The transcript has 22 exons. Gene Ontology annotation, cellular component: NSL complex. Gene Ontology annotation, biological process: positive regulation of transcription by RNA polymerase II.
GGAUGUAAAACAAAAGGAAAUAGGCCAUGAUGGCAUAAAGAACAGGUGGAGUCAAAACGUAAUGUUAAUUAUUUGUUCCUAACUUUAAAGGAGACACUUAAACACAAUAUUUUCGUUUUAAAAAGUGUUUUCGGGGGAGAGUAAUUAGCCACGAUCGCGAUUUAGAAUGCAGUGACUUCAGGCCUAUGGCAGAGGUACAGGAAACUCAGGCUUGUGUUGCGGCCGCCUCCUGCCCCCGAGAGCAGUAGGGCCCAGUCACGGCCCUAGGAAACGAUGUACCGUGCUGGGGAGAGGGACUUCCAGACGUCAGCGAGGAGGAUGGGCACCUCCCUGCUGUUCCAGUUGUCGGUUCACGAGCGAGAGCUGGACCUGGUUUUCCUGGACCACAGCUAUGCAAAGCCAUGGAAUGCCCAUCCAGACGCCAGCAGUGCCCGGCCCACACGGAUGCUGUUUGUCACUCCCCGUCGGCAGCAGGACACCACCCUCGAGUCGGACAUGUCCAUCGACGUGGAGACGGUGACGGCCACACCCAUGCCACUGUACGACAACCAGAAGGCGCGCAGCGUGAUGAACGAGUGCGAGAGGCACGUCCUGUUCGCCCGAACCGCCGCCGACGCGCCCCCGCCCCCGGAUGACUGGGAGGAGCACGUGAACAAGGUGGGAUGGUCCAUGGCUCAGAACAAGCUGUUUAACAAGGUCUUGAAGGCCCUGCAGGCCGAGCGCCUGGCCCGGCUGGCCAAUGAGAGCGCCUGCAACGAGCCGGUGCUGCGGCGCAUCGCCGUGGACAAGUGCGCGCGGAAAGUGCGCCACGCCCUGGCCAGCAUCAACUGGGACACCAAGCUGACGCAGUGGCUGCACGGCACGCUGGUGGAGUCGCUGAGCCUGGCCAUGCUGGCCGCCUACCUGGACGUGCUGCAGACGCUCAAGAGCAAGCUGCCGUCCCUGAUCGACAGGAUGCUGCUGUCCUCCUCCGUGAAGACGGGCGCGGCGGGGGCCGAGGCCCUCUCGCUGCUCCUGAAGAGGCCCUGGGACCCCGCCGUCGGCGUCCUUUCUCACAACAAGCCGAGCAAACUGCCUGGCUCUCCCCUCAUCCUGAUGGCUCCUUCUGGGCCCACCAAUCCCGCGUUCUCUACCUCCCGCCGAAUGCGCUUCUGGCAGUCUCAGCUCUCCUGCUUGGGAAAAGUCAUUCCCGUUAACACCCACCUGGUGAAUGGCGGAGCCAACGUGGGCAUCACGCAGUGUUUGGAACACAUGAUCACCGCUGUCAGGGGCAAAGUCCUGGAGGUGCACAGCCACUUCCCGCACAAGCCUAUCGUGUUAGUGGGCUGGAACGUAGGCGCACUCAUCGCCUGCCACGUCUCCAUUAUGGAGUAUGUGACGGCAGUAGUGUGCCUCGGAUUCCCUUUGCUCACCAUCAACGGGCCCAGGGGGGAUGUGGAUGACCCUCUGCUGGACAUGAAGACGCCCGUGCUGUUCGUGAUUGGUCAGAACGCUCUCCAGUGCGGGACCGAGGCCAUGGAGGAGUUCCGAGAGAAAGUGCGGGCGGACAACAGCAUGGUGGUGGUGGGCGGAGCCGACGACAACCUCAGAAUCAGCUCAACAAAAAUGAAGUCUGAAGGACUGACGCAGACCAUGGUGGAUCGCUGUAUCCAGGACGAGAUCGCGGACUUCCUGACGGGGGUGCUGACGCGGGCCGACGGCCACGGGCACGGCAGCGGCGAGCCGCGCGACCUGGACACGGAGAAGAAGAAGAAGCCGCGGCGGGAGCUGCCCUUCGAGCUGGAGCGCACGCGGCCGUCCUCCCCCGCCGUCAGGGUCCCCAUCUCCCCCUCGGGGUCAGAGGAUCUCUCCAGCGUGUGCAGCAGUCCCACCUCCAGCCCCAAGCCCAAAACCUCGGGCCUGUCCCCGGCGCAGAAGUCCAGCCUGAUCACUGCCACCCAGCUCCUGAAGACCCACAUGCAGCGCUCGGGCACCGUGCUCACGCAGAAACAGGCGCAAGCUCAGUUUGCUGCUUUUAUGAAACAAAACAUGCUUGUGAGGAAAAGCCUUCCUCCUGGCACCCCUUCCUGUGUCUUUGUGCCCGUUUCCGGGGAGCAGGCCGAGGGGCUGGAGAGGGAGGACCUGCGUGCCCAUCUGAAGAGGAGGCAGACGCCCAGCCCCACCCCCGCCAAGGCGUCCAAGCGAGCCAAGAUUAAAGUCACCAUCCUGUCCCACGGAGAGACAGCAGGGGGCGCCAACACCACCACUGCUCACGAAGUGGGGUCCUCAGGGAAGCCUCUCACCGUGACUGUGGGGCAGACCGUAUCGGGAGCCAAGGAGCUGUCAGGCCUGCUCACGGCACAAAGGUCCGGCGGUCUCUCGGAGAUGUCCGGCGGCUCCAGCUCCUUACACGCCCUCCAGAGCCGCAUGGGGUCGGGGGCCUCCUCGCCGGUCCACACGCAGGCCCCCGUGGCCGCCCAAGCGGCUCCCUCUGCCAGCAGCCUGCUGCAGGGCCUGAGCUUCAGUCUCCAGGAGAUCGUGACCAAGUCCCCCAGCCUGCCCUCCCCAGCGGCCAGCGUGGGCAGCACCACACAGGCUCCAGGGGGGAAGAUCCAGAGCCAGGUCUUGGGCUCCAUCGGCAGCGGCGGCACCCUCGUCAGGGCAGUACCGGUGACCUCCACAGGGGGCGUUACCAAGACCACCGCCAUCCACCAGCUGCUCACCAACGGGGGGCUGGCCAAGCUGGCGAGUAGCCUGCCCGGGCUGGCCCACAUCUCCAACCAGGGCGCCGCCGGGCUCAAAGCCCCCACCACCAUCACGGUGACGCUGCGGGGACAGCCCAGCCGAGUCUCCACGCUCAGCCCGGCUGGAGGCGGAGUGACGCUCGCCAAGCCCUCCGACAUACAGUGACCCCCACCGGCCGCACCAGACUUGUUAAGUAAUAUCAGACGGCAGAAUGGUGAGGCUGACUAUGCUUGUCCUGUUUCGGGAGCGAGCGGCGGCCACGAGGACUCCCCGCCGGCUCCUUCACCAGUCCAGCCCCCCGCCGCCCCCCCCGGACCCAUCGGAGGACGCUGGCCGAAGGGAGGGGCACCGGGCGAGAGAGCCCUGAACCCGUCCUCCUGACCCCAGCGUCCAUUGACCCGGGGCAGGGUCUGCUAACUCCUGCAGGGAGGGCACAUGACCCCCCCCAGGCGUCUCAGAGAGCCGUCCCCACCGCUUCAGAUGCCGCCAGUGUGGCAGUCCUGGCAUCUACAGGGCCACCUUGCGUCCUGGCCCUUCCAUGGUAGGGCCCCCGGAGUCAGCUGCACUAAGGGGGUGUUGUCUGGUUAACUAAUUCUCUGCUGUAGGGUAAAGGUAGAUUUAAGAUGGGCAUAUGUCAGCUGCAGUGUAGUAGAAAGGUUUCUGUUAAUGCCUUUUUGAUGACCAAAUGGGCCUUUGGAUACGGGGUUCAAAUAGGUGGGCAAGUAUUCCACGUACGUAAUUUGUAGUUUCUGAAGGUGGUAUAGUGGAACACAAGAGCAUCUGGAUUGUCACAUCACUCCCAAGAAUACUGCUUUUGAUUUCUUUUUAAUAUUUGAGACUUCAAAAAUGAAGCCUUACUGAAGUUCAGUGUCAUCACUUUUGAGUUUGUAGUCAUUUUCAUGCUGUGGCAUUGUAAGGCAAGAGUUUUAGAGUUGCGUGAAACGCAAGCUGGCAUUUUUGCUUUGUUUUCUUCCCUUUGUCAGUCCAACUUUAUAAAUGGGUUAUGUGUUUUUGAUUGUGAGCACUGUGGAAUAUAACUUCUGCUGAACAAAUAGAUCAUGUAUUGUUACAGAAUGUGCAAGGAGUUGAGGUUGUUAUAAUUGAACCUGAUAAGCUUGGCUUGAUUUAAAAACAACAAAAAAAAAACAUUGUCCAUCAAAACAAAUGCUGUGGAAUGGAUUGCUUUUCCAAAUAAAUGUUCAAAGUUGGA